Molecule: messenger RNA, 3667 nt
Organism: Cornus florida
Lineage: Eukaryota; Viridiplantae; Streptophyta; Magnoliopsida; Cornales; Cornaceae
Exons: 3
Coding region: 1419-3083 (554 amino acids)
Source: RefSeq, a predicted model, not a curated record
CUCUAAAAAUUUAUAUAGGCUCAAUUCCUCAAAUUUGCCCCUCAUUCGCGUGUAACUUCCGAACAAAACCUACUGGAGAGGGUCUGAACAACAUAUUACAGAAUACACAACAAAUACACGCAUAACCCAGAAAGAGAGAGAAGAACUAGAGAGACACAAUCUCAGAGAACUAGAGAGAGAAUCUCAGAGAACUAGAGAGAGACACAGUGAUUGUGGAAUCGAUUAUCAUCUUCGCCUCUGAGAUCUUGUCCUCCUACUAUGUCCACUUUGUAGAGGACAAGGUAUUUAACAUUCAAUAAAUUCGUCACUCUCUCUCCUUUAUCUCUAUAAAUUCAUUUUUUGGUCCAUUAACGCUACGAAUCGAGCUUCAGAGCAUUGGGAUUCGCAUUCGAUUGGUAUCUGUGUGAAGGAAUAAUUGGUGAAAAGUAUUCCAAUUUCGCUUUAUUCCUUCUAAUUUUUGAACUUUGAUGAAACUUUUUUCUUUUCGAUUUUUAAGGAUUGAAUUAGGGUUUUGUUUUUUGUUUUUUUGGAACUGAGAGAUGUGCUUAGCAUGUUUCUUUUGGAGUGUAGGGUUUUCGUCUGAUCGAUUACUGGGGAGGCCUCAAAUUUCGCAUUCUUGGAGUAUUAGGGUUACAAUUGAGGAACAGAUUAGGGAUUGCGGGUCAAUUGAAGUGUACUCAGGAUCGCUGUCUUCGUGUAUCGUGAGUUAGAGGUCGUGGAUUGGGUUGUUCUGGUGUUGUGUUUUUGGGCAUUGAAAUUGGUCAUUGUUCUGUGAAUGGAAGAGGAUUGCACGUAUAUAAUUGUUUAGAGGCUGAUCAAGAAGUGGGAAGUUACUUGUUUGCAGGUUCUUGGAUUUUGCUGCCUUUUGGAGUGUUUGAUCUUGAGUUGGGGAUGAUUUUGGUAUCUGAUUCUAAUCACAAGGUGGAGGUGAUGGUUCUGUGUUGGCACAGCAGGCAAGAUAGAAGAUCAGGUUGUAGUAGUCCCUUUUCUUUCCUCAAAAAACCAUUUGGGUUAACAUAAUUUGAGCAGAAUUUGUGACCAAAGAACUUAUUUUUGUGAAUUUUGUGCCUCGGAAUUGUGCACCCAGUGCUAGUGUAACAUUGCAGUUGGUUUGGAUCAAUUAGGUGUGGUAGGGAGCUUUUGCUUCAAAUUGAACUUUGAGUGAAUUUGCUCAAUCCCUGUGUAGAUUUGGAGCCAGAGGUGAGUUAAGUUUUGUGGGUUUUGGAAUCUGUGCUGCUUGAGAGACUAAAAAGUUCAUGGAGAAUUGUUGAAUCUGGAAAUGAAUGUGGGGACAUGGUGCAUGGACGUGAGCACAGUAGCCGGUUGGUUCCCUUAUUGGAACAGUUCUGCUGGAAAUUAAUUAUAUCAGUGUUUGUUUAUCGGCAGUGCCCGUUUGUCUUAUUCCAAGAUUUUGUGCAAUGUCUCGCUGCUAUCCAUUCCCACCACCAGGAUAUGAAAAGAAGGCUAGACCAGAUGACACUGACUUACUGAAAAAGGAGAAGCAGAGAGAGAAAAAACAUAAAAAGGAGAAGAAGGACAAAGAGAAGGGAGAAGAUAAAGAAAAAAGGGAUAAAGAUAGAAGUGAUGGAAAACAUAGGGACAAGAAGGACAAGCAAGAAAAGCACAGGGACAAAAAGAAACCCAAGGACAAGGACCGAGACAAAGAUAAAGAGAAAGCCAGCACCUCAGGGGAGAAGAGAGUUGCAGGGCAUUCUGAGAGUUACAAUGGAGAGAAGCUUAAUCAUAAAGAGAAGAACCAGCACGAAGACAAAAGCAGUAUCACAUAUGAGAAGAAACAAGAUAUACAGUUUCAGGCUCACAAUGGAGAGAAGCCCAUUCGAAACAGCCUUCCAGCUGAAGAGAUGGAUUCUAGAUUUGUGCAGGAGUUGGGUAGGAGGAUCAGAGAUGAACAAAAGGGAGCAGGGUGCCAGUUGGUUGAGAGAUUUACUGGUGCAGAUGGAAAAAAGGAGGUCCGAAUGGACAGAGUGGUGGCCAAGGAUACUGGAUGUAUCGCUGAAGGGAAGGGAAAAAACAAAGAUAUACGAGUUGAUAAUAAAAAGAUGGUGGCCAAUGAUACUGGAAUUCUGGUUGAAGGGAAGGAAAAAAACAACGAUAUACGAGUUGAUAAUAAAAAGAUGGAUGGGCAGGGUAUCAGGGACAAGGCAGGAUUUAGUGGAAGUACGAGUACGAUGGUCCAUAAUAUUACUGGAAUCGUCCAAAACAGAAUUGAAGGGAUGUUCAGACCAGCGGACAAAAACAUUGAGAGAAGGAUGGAAGGUAAAGAGAAGUCCAAAGAAAAGGAAGUUGAUGAUAAACGACGGGACAAAAAGGACAAAUAUAUGGAGAAGAAAAAAACUUUGAAGGAUACAGGCAGGGAAAAAGAGAGAAAGAAAGAUGAGAAAGUGAAGGAGAAAAAUGAAUACAAGUUCACAGAGCAGGAUAGAUUUAAAGAUAGCAAUAAGAAUAACCUUAUUGGUACUCACAAUAUUAAAAACUCACACGAUCCCAUGGAGUGUGACAAGAGUGCUGCAGCUGAGGGAAAUUCAAAAAAAAGAAAAGACUUUGGGACAAAUGGAUUUUUGCAUGACAAUGAUGUGAGGCCUUCUAAAAUGCCAAGGCCCAUUUCUAAUCCAUUGACAGAAAAUGGAAGGAAAUUGGAACCUUGCAGAACUCCCAUCAUGUUUACCUCCAAUAUGCAAGGAGCUGCCAGUAAUCUGUGCGCAGAUGAUAAGGAGCACAAGUUAAAUGGUGUAGCAGGAAUGCAGCCAUCAUUGUCCAUCUCCUCAGUGAAGCCUUUGUCUGCAACGACACAUGCAGAUCAAAUUGCUAAAGUAUCAAAGGCUAAAGCAUCAAAGAAGCCGCCCCAUCCUGAUUCCAUGUAUCUGAGCCAGGUACUUUCAGUUCCCAAAAUGGAAGAAUGGUUUGAUUUUGAUGACCAGGAGUGGCUGUUUAAUAGCAACAGUCACUCAUCUAAUCCCAAGGUGGGUUCUGUUGGGACCAAUGAGACACCACAGGUAUGGGCCAAAGCCCAGCAUAUAGAGUCAGCUGAUGUUUGUGCUCUGCCAUAUGUUAUUCCUUACUAACUGUUAAUUAAAAGGGAAUGAUCUGUUGCACUAAACCUUUCGGAGGAUCAAGCUAUUGCGAAUUGAUAGCAGCAUCUGACCCAGAUGGAUUCCUGAUUUUGCCACUGCAUUCAUUCGUUGUAAUGCUCUCUGCCGCAAUAAGGAACACCCACGAGUGAUUACUCUGUCCAGGAAUUGUUUUGAAUGAAUUGCCUUGCUCUGCGGUAUGUUGGUGCAUCUUUACUGGGUUAGGGUUAGAGAGAGAUUUUUUGCCUCCACGUUGAACAACUAAUUCAUUCGAAUGUCUCUGAGGCCCCAGAGGCGGAGGCAACCUGGGAGAGCGUUGCGUAGAGAGGGAGAUUUACAAGCUUGUGCAAUUUUAUUUUAUUUGCUUAAAGCUGAGAUGCUCUUUCGAGUUGAGUGUAAGGAAAAACUAGCUGUGGUAUCUGCUAUUCACCACAAUUUUGAUUUGUAACAUAGAGCUCUUAUUUACAAGAAAUGUAAGAAAGAGGGAAAAGAAACGUAGUCUCGUUCAAUUUUUUUUUUUUAACGUCAGAUGUAAUUAUAGUUCAUAUUCAAUCUGUUUCCCGAUUUGUGCUGUCUAA